Messenger RNA from Setaria italica (foxtail millet), 1222 nucleotides. RefSeq names its product abscisic acid receptor PYL4. Gene Ontology annotation, biological process: abscisic acid-activated signaling pathway. The transcript has a single exon. Gene Ontology annotation, molecular function: protein phosphatase inhibitor activity; abscisic acid binding; signaling receptor activity. Lineage: Eukaryota; Viridiplantae; Streptophyta; Magnoliopsida; Poales; Poaceae. The coding region runs from base 134 to 796 and encodes 220 amino acids. The record is from RefSeq and is a predicted model, not a curated record. Gene Ontology annotation, cellular component: cytoplasm; nucleus.
CAUCAACCUCCUCACCAGCCCCCACCCGCCGCCGCAAGGAAUUCCACCGCACACGAGACCAGGAGAGGAAGGCGCACACAGCUAGCUACGCGAGGCCAAGAACAAGAACAACAACCAGCCAGCCAGCGCGAAGAUGCCGUGCAUCCAGGCGUCCAGCCCCGGCAGCAUGCCGCACCAGCACCACGGCCGGGUCCUGGCCGGCGUCGGGUGCGCGGCGCAGGUGGCCGCGGCUGUCGCGGCGAGCACCGUGGGGAUGCGGUGCGGGGCGCACGACGGCGAGGUGCCGGCGGAGGCGGCGCGCCACCACGAGCACGGGGCGCCGGGGCCCGGGCGGUGCUGCUCCGCGGUGGUGCAGCACGUGGCGGCGCCGGCCGCGGCGGUGUGGUCCGUGGUGCGGCGGUUCGACCAGCCGCAGGCGUACAAGCGGUUCGUGCGCAGCUGCGCGCUCCUGGCGGGCGACGGCGGCGUGGGAACGCUCCGGGAGGUGCGCGUCGUGUCGGGCCUCCCCGCGGCGUCCAGCCGCGAGCGCCUCGAGAUCCUGGACGACGAGAGCCACGUCCUCAGCUUCCGCGUCGUCGGCGGCGAGCACCGGCUCCAGAACUACCUCUCCGUGACCACCGUCCACCCGUCGCCGGCCGCGCCCGACGCCGCCACCGUCGUCGUGGAGUCCUACAUGGUGGACGUGCCGCCGGGCAACACCCCCGAGGACACCCGCGUGUUCGUGGACACCAUCGUCAGGUGCAACCUCCAGUCGCUGGCCACCACCGCCGAGAAGCUCGCCGCCGUGUCGACGUGAGGAGGGACAUCCAUCUCCGUGGGCGAUCCGAUCGAUAGAUGGUUUUUCCGGGGGCGGGAAAGGGUUGCGUGUUUCUUCGGCGCGUGAGCUUUUCUUCUUCUUCUUCUUGUUUCUUUGUCACUUCACAUUUGACCCCUCAUCUUUUUCCAUAUUUUUUUCUCGUUGUUGCGAGAGACACACAACCCUCCCUCCCGUCCCUUGUCCAAAGAUUCAAGAGAUGACAAAUCGAUAGAGAUUUAAGUUCCGGCACACGCUCGAAUUUCUCUGUACAUAUAUAUGUUCAUGGUAGUAGAUAUGGUCUGGAAAGCACAAAGCGCACAAGAUUGUAUGUCCUUUUGCAAGUUUUGAUCUGAAUGUACCAAAUGCAUAGUAUGUGCGUGUCCCGUGAGUACAGAAAAUGAGAAAACUGAUCAUGCUUCCAUUGUC